CCGCCUUCCGGCUGCGCGGACUCUGCUCCACGCGCGCUCCCGGCAGGCCAUGGCUCCGCUGCGCUUCUCGGCCAACGUGUCGUGGCUGUUCCCCGAGCUCCCCGGCCUCCCCGCGCGGCUCCGAGCCGCGGGCAGUUCGGGUUUUGAGGCGGCCGAGGUCGGCUGGCCGUACGGGGAGCCGCCGGAGGCGCUGGCGCGCGCGGCGCGGGAAGUGGGGCUGCAGCUCGUGCUGAUCAACACGCCCCCGGGAGACCGAGAGAAAGGGGAGAUGGGUCUGGGGGCCGUUCCCGGGAGGCAGGCGGCCUUCCGAGAUGGGCUGGAGCAGGCUGUGCUGUACGCCAAGGCUCUGGGCUGUCCCAGGAUUCACCUGAUGGCUGGCCGAGUGCCCCAGGGGGCUGAUCGAGCAGCAGUCAGGGGUGAAAUGGAGACGGUUUUUCUGGAGAACCUGAGGCACGCAGCUGGGGUUUUGGCUCAGGAGAACCUUGUGGGGCUGCUGGAACCCAUCAACACCCGCAUCACGGACCCCCGGUACUUCCUGGAUACGCCCCAGCAGGCGGCAGCCAUCUUAGAGAAAGUUGGAAGACCCAACCUCCAGUUACAGAUGGACAUAUUCCACUGGCAGAUCAUGGACGGGAACCUGACAGGGAACAUCCGGGAGUUCCUGCCCUUCGUUGGGCACGUGCAGGUGGCACAGGUCCCGGGCCGAGGGGAACCCAACAGCCCUGGAGAGCUGAACUUCCCCUAUCUGUUCCAACUGCUGGAAGAUGAAGGCUACAAAGGCUUUGUGGGCUGCGAGUACCAGCCUCGAGGAGACACGGUAGAGGGCUUGAGUUGGCUACGUUCGUACUGGGAUAAGCGGGGCCGCCCACAGGCUGGCCAGUGAGGUCCUGCGCUCCAGCCACACACCUCUGGGACGGUGAGCUGCACAUCCCGAGCCUCCUCUGAAUUAAAGACAAUCUGCUGAAGGUU
Messenger RNA from Balaenoptera acutorostrata (minke whale), 969 nucleotides. It is a transcript of the gene HYI, whose product is annotated as hydroxypyruvate isomerase (putative). The coding region runs from base 50 to 883 and encodes 277 amino acids. Gene Ontology annotation, biological process: glyoxylate metabolic process. Gene Ontology annotation, molecular function: hydroxypyruvate isomerase activity. The record is from RefSeq and is a predicted model, not a curated record. Lineage: Eukaryota; Metazoa; Chordata; Mammalia; Artiodactyla; Balaenopteridae. The transcript is spliced from 8 exons.